GAGAGUCCACAUUCACAUUGAAGGUGGUAGGAAACUGCUGCUCCCUUCACAGGAAGAAAAGCAUGCAUAGGCCUAAUAUAUAUAACAAGAAAGAGUCCACUGUCCACACUCCAUACCAUACUGCAUAUUCCAAUUCUUUGAGACGCUCUUUUCUUUAGUUUAUUUGUCCUUAAUUCUCUUAUGGCCAUUCAACUUGCCUCUUCUUCCUUGCCUCCUUCAUGGACAUAUGAUGUAUUUUUGAGUUUUAGAGGUGAGGAUACACGUUUUACUUUUACAGAUCAUUUAUACGAGGCCUUGAACCGCAAUAGAAUCAACACUUUCAUUGAUCGCCAUCUUAAAAGAGGAGAAGAAAUAUCACCAGCUUUUCUAAAAGCAAUUGAAGAGUCGAGAAUUUCAAUCAUUGUAAUCUCUGAAAACUAUGCAUCGUCAAGAUGGUGCUUGGAUGAGCUUGUACAUAUACUUGAAUGUAGAAGGUCAAGGCAGCAAAUAGUUUGGCCAGUUUUCUACAAGGUGGAUCCGUCCCAUGUACGAAAUCAAACGAGUAGGUUCGGUGACGCAUUUACAGGACAUGAAUGCAAAUACAAGGACGAGGGGAAGAUCCUCUUAUGGAGGAGUGCUCUAAAAGAAGUAGCAAAUUUGUCAGGACAUACCGUCAAAGAGGAAGAGUACGAAGCUACAUUCAUCAGACAGAUCGUGAAGGAGAUCCUAGUCCUUGUACCACAACGCCCGCAUUUGAAUGUAGCCAAAUACCAAGUUGGAAUGGAGUCUUGUGUAGAAAAGGUGAAAGAGCUGUUAGAUGUCGGUGGAAAUGAUCCGUGUGUGGUUGGGAUUUGGGGGGCAUCUGGAAUCGGCAAGACAGAAGUUGCAAAAACUGUUUAUAAUGCAAUUGCUUACAAGUUUGAAGGUAGUUGUUUCCUGGCAAUGCAACCAGGAGGCCUACUCCAACUACAAAACACUCUUCUAAGUGAGAUUGGUGGUUCAAAGUGGAAAGUUGUCAAUCCUCAUAGAGGAAACAACCUUAUAGAGAAACUGUUGAGGCGAAAGAAGAUUCUCUUAAUUCUUGAUGAUGUGGAUGAACUGGGGCAGUUAAACGACUUGGUUCAAGUUGAAUGGCUCGGUGAGGGUAGCAGAGUGAUCAUAACCACAAAAGACAGAGGAUUGUUGAAUUCUUAUGACGUUGGGUUGAUAUACAAUGUCCAAAAGUUAGAAGACAACAAGGCUCUUGAGCUUUUAAGUUGGAAUGCCUUCGGAAAAAAAGAACCUUCCGAUGAUUAUUUGGGAUGCGCACGACGUGCAAUAGCAUAUGCUCAAGGCCAUCCGUUAGCACUUAAUCUUAUAGGUUCUUAUCUACGGAAUAAAAGUAAAGAUCGUUGGCAAGCUAUAUUGGAUGAUUACGAUUCUUACAAUAGAGAACCUUAUGGAGGAAUUCAAAAAAUACUUCGAAAAAGUUAUGAUACCUUGGAUUAUGUCAUGCAACAAGUUUUUUUAGACAUUGCAUGCUUCUUCAAGGGUAAACGUAAAGACUAUGUGUUACAAAUAUUAAGAAGUUCGAAGCUUAGUGUACCUCAAGAUUGUAUUGACUUACUCGUUGAGAAAGCCAUCAUAACUAUUGAACAUAAUAGAAUUUUGAUGCAUGACUUGCUAGAAAAAAUGGGUAAGCAUAUAGUUUGGGAAGAAUCGCCCAUUGAACCAAGCGAGCGGAGCAGAUUGUGGAAUCAUGAAGAUGUGUACCGUGUUCUAACUGAAAACAGAGGAACAAAGAAAAUUAAAGGCAUUGUGGUGAAGUUGCCCAAGCUAGAUGUGAUACCCUUGAAUGCAAAAAGCUUUUUCGAGAUGGUAAAUCUUGAAAUUUUUAUAAGCCGUAAUGCACACUUUUCUGGAUGCAUUGAGUAUCUACCUGACGAUUUGAGGUGGAUUGAAUUCGGUGGAGUUAAGCUUCAAGAUUGGGGAUCCAAUAUUCUUCAAAAGCAUAUACUUACAUUCAAUUUGCAAUCCAAUUGUCAUCUAAGGCAUCUUGUCGCGUUUAUUAUGCCAAACAGUGGCAUCAAACAAUUGAAGGGAUUUGAGAAUUUGGCAAUGCUUACAUCUUUGGUUUUAAGUGGUUCCGAAUUCUUAGAAAAAAUUCCCAACUUAUCAGGAAGUCCAAACCUAAGGGAGUUGAUUCUAGAUAAGUGUAAAAGUUUAGUUGAAGUUGAUGAUUCUGUUGGAUUCCUUGAUAAACUUGUUAAAUUAAGUCUUGUUAAGUGCUCUAGUCUUAAGAGAUUUGCGACGAGACUCAGAUUGAGAUCCCUUCGAAGCCUUGAUCUUGAGGGUUGCACAAGGCUCGAGAGUUUCCCAGAAAUAGAGCCCAAGAUGGAAUCUCUAGAGUGUUUGGACAUAAAAGAAAGUGGCAUAAGAGAAUUGCCUUCAUCAAUUGCAUAUCUUACUGGGCUUGUCUACUUGUGCGCACGUCAUUGUAAGAACCUUACAGGUACAUCAUUACGUCACAUUUUUGGGUUGCAACAUCUCGACUAUAUUGAAAUGGAUGGAUGCCCAAAACUGGGGACAUUUGGGAAGUUUUCAACUCACUUAGAUACUUCACAUGACAAUGGUAAUCCAUUAGCCCUUCCCAACGUAGGCUGUACUUAUCUUGAUCUUAGUGGAUGCAAUUUAUCAGAAACUGAUUUUCUUGUGCCUCUUCAUUGGUGGUCCAAAUUAGAAUGUGUUGGUCUGGAUAGAAACAAUUUUGUUAGUCUACCUGAAUGCAUUAGCAAAUUUGUUAACGUGGGAGUACUUGAUUUGAAUGGUUGCAAGAGGCUUCGGGAAAUUCCACAUGCCCUUCCACCAAAUCUAAGUGAAUUAUAUCUGGAUGAUUGCACAUCAUUGGAGAAAAUUCCAAAGUUGCCCUCGGGGCUUAGGCUUCUGCAGUUGGAAAAUUGCUUUAGACUAAGUGGCGAUGAGGUGGCAAAGUUGGAAAAUAAUUUGUUGAACUUGAAUCAGGAAUCUCUUUUGUGCUCUCAAUUGCAAGUUACAUAUCCUGGCAAUGAAAUUCCAAAGCGGUUCAGCUAUACCUCUAAACAUCUAACAGCCACUAGGAUUGAAAGUGGAUGGGAAGGGUUUUAUAAUGGAGGUAGUGAAUUUAGUUUUGAAAUUCCUCUAAAUUUACAGGAGAGGGAGACGUUAUUAGGAUUGGCCUUUUCUUGUGUUUUUCAACCACUGCCACAAUUGAGAGUAUAUCACAGUUCUCGUGUUCGUGUUUUUCAACCACGGCCUUUAUUAGAAUUGAGAAAUUAUUUCGAAGGACGUGAUUAUAAAAACUUUGAGUGGUUGUCGAGAUGGAGGCAGACAGAUCAUGUGGGGCUCAUGUUAGUGGAUUUAGAAAAGAAGCAGGGAGAUAUUUGUAAAGUUAAAUUUCAAACCCACGGGGACACACGCAUUAAAAUCUGCGGGGUGCACCCCUUAUUCCGCAAAGAAGAUGAACGGCUUCCCUUGUCUUUGGGACCAACGAGUAGUCUUGGAUCCACAGAUAUUGUCGAUGAUGAAUAUGAUCGGCAACAACAAUGGCCUUCCUUAUCUUUGAACCCAGCGGAUGAUCAUCCGAAACGCACGCAGAUUGAUCACAAUGUUCCUUCUGAUAUUGAGGAGGAGCAAGAGCAACCGCCCACCAUUUCUGAUUUACCACGAGUUUGGGACGCACGCAUUAAGAGUUGCGGUGUGCACCCACUAUUGUGCAAAGAAGACGAAUGGCUUCCUUUGUCUUUGGGACCAACAAGUAGUCUUGGGAAGAGGCCUCGACCACUUGGAUCAUCAGAUAUCGUCCACGAGGAAUAUGAUCGGCAACGACAAUGGCUUUCUUUAUCUUCGAAGCCGGCGGAUGAUCAUCCGAAACACAGGCGGAUUGAUCUUAAUGUUCAUUUUGAUAUUGAGGAGGAGCAAGAGCAACCAUCCACUUCAAAUGACUCGCAAUUUUUUCUUCAUUAGGAGUUUGGUUACGGGCAUUUCAGUUUUAGUAUAACUAAAUAAUUUUUUUAUUUUUUUGUAUUGUGAAUUUGUGUUACCUUUUUAGAUUAAUAUAAUAAAAUUAAUUAAUUUAAAUUAAACACAAAAAAAUUAGAGUAAAUUACAUUUUACCUCCUCAACUUUGGAUCGCAUAACAAUCUCAUAUCUCAUCUUUUAAUUAUUGCUAAAUCAUACAUCAAUUUACAAAUUUGUUACAAUAUCAUACAUCCAUCAAUUUUUUUGUUAAUUUUUAUAUUAAAUGCUGCCGUGGCAAACACAGGCCCGCUCCCUUACCUAACUAGGUUAUAAAAUUAAUUUAAUAUUAACAAUUAAAGAAUUUUUAGUUCUAAAUUAAAUUAAAAUUAACAAACAAAUUCAUGGAUAUCUUAACGGAGGUUUAAGAUUGCAACAAAUUCGUAAGUUAUUUAAGACAUUGCAAUGUUUAAAAAAUGAGGUAUAACUUUGUAAUAAGACCCAAAGUUAAGGUAGUAACAUGUAAUUUACCCAAGAAAUUAAACAGUUUUCAAUCUGCAGAAACAAAUGUUUCAUAUCUGUAGGUGGCUACUAGCUAAUUAUUAGAAAAACAGAAACCACUAAUCAAUUCAAUCAUGCUCAAACCAAUAUAGUCUAAUACGAAAGGAAAAGUUGGAAUUCAAUCAUGUUAAAUUCAUAAAUUUUGAACAUCCAUUUCCAUCAUAAUAACCACCACAUCAUCAUAUUAUCACAACCAUUAAAUCAAAAGAGAUAUUAUAGAUUCAUCACUGAAUUCAUCUUAACCACAAAAAAUCUUGAUGUAAUCAAAAGAGAUAUUAUAGAUUCAUUACUGAAUCCAACAAAAAAAUCUUGAUGUAAUGAAGAUAAAAUAAAACAGGAAAAUUAAAAUUUCUACAAAAUUAUUCCAACUUCAAAUCUCAUUGGCCUGUAUUAAGAAGAUAAUCCUACAAACUCCCUUUGCCAUGCUUUUCUGAAAAGUGAUGAAUUUGGUUUUGCAAUGAUCUGGGGAUUCUUGGGAUAUUUGAAAUUAAUUGGAUGUGGCCUUUUCAGUUUUGUUGGUUCGUUUUUGGUUUUCAAAACUUCUCUAUAUGUAUGUAUGUACGCAUGGUACAAUGCAAACAGCCUAACAACAGUUAAUUAAAACUAACUCAAUUUUUUGAUAUGAUUACUAAAAUUUGAAGCUUGGAAAUUAGAACCAACCUAACUCCAGAGGCAUCAAAUGUUUCCUUGGGAAAUUGACCUACCUAACAGGAAAGUUCUAAGUUAGGAAGGUCCGGAAGGAGUAGAUAGGUUACAUUUAGAGAAGUACAUGAAAUUUUAUACUCUACACCACACAAUUGCACAAUGCACACAUGCCUUUCUCAAAAAGAAUAAAAAUAUUGCAGCCACUUAUUUCAAGAUAUUUUUCUGAUGCAAUCUUCACUUCUGGCAUAAAUAUGAUUCUUCCCUCAAGUUUGUUGAAUAAUUUGCUUAAGCAUAUCCUUUGGGAAUGGUGGAAUGAAGGAGAUGCAUAGUGAAGUUAAUAUAUAUUGGCAUCUAAACGUGUUAACUCCUCUCAUUACGAAUGGCUGAUAAUUCAAAUGCUAAAAAUACAAUUCAUAUCUACUUCAAUUAUAUGCACUAAUUCCAUACAUGUGUGGUGAGCUCAAGCAUUUGCUGAAGCCAUAUGGUAUAUUGCAGUCUCUUUCAACUUUGUUAAUAACGAAUAAGCAUAUUUCAAUAUCUUUAUUUUUCUUUCUCACUUAGGUGCACUUUGAUGGGAAAGAGGUCGCUCGAAAGCGAAAACAUGGUGACUUUGAGGAGGAAAAGAAAAGAGAACACGUACGUUCCUUCUUCCUUUUUCUUUCUGUGUGUUUUGGGGUGAAGGAUGUGAGGGGUUGUUGGUGUUUGGCAUAUGUGGGCUCUGUUUGACUCUGUUUGUAUUCAUAUUGUUGGUCCUUUCAGGUUUGAGAGAUCAAUAAAGAGAGCAGAAGAAACAGAUGAAGGGAGGAGAUUGAGCUGAAAGAUCUCCGUCAAACAACAUAUCGUAAUUGUAAAGAUUUUUGUCAGGUUUUUCAGAUCAACUAAAAAUCUCAAUAAAAAUUGAGGAUGUUUGAUAAGAUUUGAAGUCAAUUAGUCAAAUGGCAGGCCUAGAUUUCCGUCA
Messenger RNA from Pyrus x bretschneideri (Chinese white pear), 6115 nucleotides. Its product is annotated as TMV resistance protein N-like. NCBI's taxonomy places the organism in Eukaryota, Viridiplantae, Streptophyta, Magnoliopsida, Rosales, Rosaceae. The coding region runs from base 181 to 3960 and encodes 1259 amino acids. The record is from RefSeq and is a predicted model, not a curated record. Gene Ontology annotation, molecular function: ADP binding. The transcript has 6 exons. Gene Ontology annotation, biological process: defense response; signal transduction.